Messenger RNA from Varanus komodoensis (Komodo dragon), 3456 nucleotides. It is a transcript of the gene DNAJC28, whose product is annotated as DnaJ heat shock protein family (Hsp40) member C28. Bases 2162 to 3298 code for a protein of 378 amino acids. NCBI's taxonomy places the organism in Eukaryota, Metazoa, Chordata, Lepidosauria, Squamata, Varanidae. The transcript is spliced from 3 exons. The record is from RefSeq and is a predicted model, not a curated record.
ACUGUAAAAUACUUUGAUAUUGUGAGAGAAAAUCAUAAAUGAACCUUUCCUAGUUUUUCAUGCUUAGCAGAGAAGCUGACACAUGAAAAUAAUGGUGUAGGAACAUACAGAAUCAGAGAAUUGAGUUAGAUACAACAUAAUUACAAAUAGGCAUUGUAAUACUAUGCAAGAAGUAAAACAAGGAUUCAAACGGGCUAAGCAUGAGGCUUCAAGCUCUAUCCUUUCAAAGGCAAUCUAAGAUAAACGUGUGAAUACAGGGAAGACAUGCCAAGGGGUAUGACAGAACCAAGAAGGGUAUUCCCAUGAGAAAGUAUGUCUAUAGUAAUGCAAACUAUAAAAGCAGUGUUCUGUUAUUGAUUGGGGUUGUACCCUGGAGUUCACUCUAUACACGUGUAUAAACAGUUUUGCCUUGCAUGCCAUAGUCUUAAUAAUUCUUGCUGGUUUGCUUUUUCAAAUCUGUUUGGCCUGUUUAUGCAGAAUUUGACAAUUACUUAAAAAUUUGGGGCCUAACCCUAAACUCACUGAAUUAACUGAGACUUAUUUCUGAAUUAACAUAUCUGCAUUAAUAAUCUAAUAAAAAUAAACAGAAUACAUUAAAUGAAUGUUACUGAAAAGACACAAUUUCACAGCAUAAACUUGUAUGAUUAACCAAAACCCCUCUGAAAAAUCUACUCUCAAAUACAUAUUUAUGCACCUUGUUUAAAAUAAAUGAGUAAAUGCUACAUUAAGCUAAUAUUAUGCUUGCCCUGUAUGUAUUUCAUUAAAGCUUAACAGAAUCCCUUAAUUCUGUUGAAAUGUUAUUUCAUUUACAUAACUUUUAACCAGAAUGUAAAGGGUAAGAACUAGGAAAGCCAAGCUGGCUGGGGAAUGCUAGGUAAGACUUCUGUCUAAACAUGUAUAGGAUUGAACCUUCAGAGCACAGUCCUAUGCAUGCUUAAACAGAAACAGUCCAGCUGCAUACACCAAGAGGUGUAACACUUAUCUAUCCUAACACAUAUAGGAUUAUUCCCUUAAACUCAUAACUAUUCAGUUAAAAGAAUUUUGCUUUUACACAAGUGUAGCGGCAUGCAACAUCAUAGAUAUUUUUAUCUCUACUAGUAAAUUUGCAAUAGAUCCGUAUGGGUUUCUAACUCUUCAGUUUUUAGCAAUAGUAACAUAGUGACAUUUUCCAGUUAAGUUUGAUUGCUGAAAGAAGAGAAUGUAAGGUAGCAGGAAUUCUCAUGUGAAAGGGCAAUGUACUCAAUAGGGUUCUGCUAUUGAAAACUAAUUAGGCUGCAGUCCUGUGCUCCCAGACAAAGGUUUGGCAGCCACAGGAAGUCCAGGUUCUUAGAUCCAAGAUCAGAGACACCACUCUGAUCUCUGAGCUGAGAAUCAGACCUUGAAUUCCCUCACUUUGCAGGCAAGAACUGUACCAGCUGCUCUCUGAGGCUUAAAAAAACCAGAUGAGCUGAGCUUUACUAAGACAUGUGGAAUACUCACGUUUCUUAUACAAGAAUGGGAGUGUACAAGUGGGACCUGCAGUGGACUUUUGCAAUGCACCCUUGCCUUCUGGGAGGAGUGUUCCUGUUCCAAGUUCCUGUCAGCCAGUGAAGUUGUACUCAAUGAGUAAGCUGAAAGGCGUUCACACAAAGUAUUUCCACUGCACAUCUUACCGAUUUUUCUUUCCUAUUUGAUGCUCAUAAUUUUUCGGUUCAUGUCUUCCAUUUGCUGAGCAUACAUAGUCCUCAUUGGGCUGUUUUUUGAGAAUUUGCAGCAUUUUUAAAAGCUUCUUUUCCUACAAAUCUUGUGGUUCUCCUGAGCAUAUUGAUGAGCAUACGUGCAGUUUAUAAAUUUAAAAAAAUAAAUGUCCCUCUUGUUUCAGUGAUCCUAUUUUGGUUCCAUUUCUGUUGGCUCUUAUUACCUAAUAUCACUCUUGGAAGAAAAAUGUCCUAUCAUACUGACACACCAGGCCAGAGUAAAAAAUGGCACUUCCACAUGUUAAUUUAUGUGGCAUUAAUUCAGAUUUGGCCUCUGACAAAGAUAUAUAACAUCAUUUAACUUCUGUUUUCUUAACUGUCUUACUGAAAAUAUUCUGCUUCUUAAAUUAGCUAUUAUUACAUCUGAUUCACCUAAGUUCCAUUUAAACUUGUUCAGAUUUAUUACGUAGGAGCACUGAAGAACUAUGAAGUUGUUUUGUGCGGUGCUGCUGAGAAAAAUACAAUGUCGCAUCUGGAUAUGUUCAGCAUUGGUUUUAAAGAAAGACAAUCUAAUCCCACAUAACUUUAUCUAUGGUCAUAGACUGCUGUCAGAUCACAGAUGUAGGAACAUUAAAGAUUCUUACAGUCUGCUUCAACUUCAGGAAGGCUGUUCAUUGGAUGAUGUCAGAAAUUCAUACCGAGAUCUUGCCAAGAAAUAUCACCCAGACAGUGGAUCUCCUACAGCAGAUUCUGCAAUUUUUGUGCAAAUUGAAGAUGCCUAUAGAGUUGUGCUCAAUGAUGUAGCUAAGAAUAUUAAAUUAAAAGAAAAGGUAGAAGAUGAUGAAGACGACAAAUUCAAACCUAAAACACCUCAACACAGACAGUAUUUAAGUUUUGAAGGCAUUGGUUAUGGUACUCCAAGUCAAAGGGAAAGACAGUAUAUGCAGUUCAGAGUUGAUCGGGCUUCUGAACAGGUCACUGAAUACCGAAAACAAAAAAUAGAGAGACAACUUGCUAUGAGCGAUGCUAUCUUAGUUAAAGAUGUACGGCAGAGCAAGAAAGCAAAAAUUACCCAAGCAAUUGAACGGUUGGUUGAAGACCUCAUUCAGGAAUCUAUGGCAAAAGGAGAUUUUGAUAAUCUUAGUGGUAAAGGAAAACCAUUACAAAAGUUUUCAGACUGUCCGCAUAUUGAUCCUAUGACUCACAACCUGAACCGGAUCCUUAUAGAUAAUGGUUACCAACCAGAAUGGAUUCUUCUGCAGAAAGAAAUACGGGAAACAAUUGAAAAAUUAAGAAAGGAUAUAGUUGCUUCUAGGAGUACAUUAGGUGAUCCAAUGACACCACAAAAAGAGAAACAAUGGAAGGAGAUUUGCGAACAAUUUAUAGAAAAUAUCAAAGUAUUGAACAAAAAAAUUAAUAACUUCAACUUAGUUGUCCCAAUUCUUAGUAGACAGAUGGUACAUUUUAAUGCAAGCAAAGAAAUUGCACGUGCCCAAGAGAUCUACAUAUCCACUUUUAAAAAAAAUGCCAGAAAAGAGACACAGAAUACAGAAGACAAAAGUGGUACAGCAUCUGAUAUUAAAAACAGCUUUUUAAAGUGGAUGAAUCUGAUUUUGAAGUAAGAUUAUGCCAAUAGUUGCUAUCAUAUGUCAAGAUUUGUAUUAAUUUUGUAAGACAAAUGUUUUUUCGACUUACUGUUGCAAGAUCCCCCAGUUUAAGCAGGUAGUAACUGAGCUUUAUGUGGAAGCAUAGAAAGAAAUAAAGAUACAUAUAUCAGUAA